AUGCCGGUCUGGGCCACUCACCAGGAUUCCAUCCUCAUCGCCACUAUAGUAUACUCCUCCCAUUUCACUUCUUUUCAAGAGAGCACCACCUGCAAGAUCUGUCCUUACAACUGGCACCUAUAUGAGAAGAAGUGCUACUGGAUCUCCAGAGAGAAAUUAACUUGGAACCAGGCUAUGAAAAACUGCACAGCAAAACUCUCCCAGAUGGUGGUUAUACAGGAUCAGAGAGAAGUGGCUUUUCUACAGAAUAUCAUCAAGGCAAAUAAGAUGUUGUGGAUUGGACUACAACGCACAUCCCCUGAAAGAAAAUGGAUGUGGGUGGAUGGUUCCCCCUAUGAUAACGAAUUAUCAGGUUCAGCAGAAACAAAUGCCUGUGGGAAGCUGAAUGGAAACCAAAUUAUUUCUGAUGCCUGCAUUAAUAUAGCCAAUUGGAUCUGUGAGAAAAAAGCUUUAUUUCUAUAUGGUACACAGCCACAGCACUGA
Heteronotia binoei (common prickly gecko) is the source of this 483-nucleotide messenger RNA. Its product is annotated as killer cell lectin-like receptor subfamily F member 1. Lineage: Eukaryota; Metazoa; Chordata; Lepidosauria; Squamata; Gekkonidae. The record is from RefSeq and is a predicted model, not a curated record. Bases 1 to 483 code for a protein of 160 amino acids. The transcript is spliced from 4 exons.